Messenger RNA from Prunus armeniaca (apricot), 1362 nucleotides. Lineage: Eukaryota; Viridiplantae; Streptophyta; Magnoliopsida; Rosales; Rosaceae. The record is from the annotation of a GenBank genome assembly.
AUGCAAAGUUCACAUUCCUAUAUAUAUAUAUAUAUAAAUGAAAUCUUGGGCAUUGUUAGGUGGCAAAAGUGGAGUACGUGGUUCUUGGGAUACAGGGGUAGUGGGGUGUUGGUGAAGGAGAAGGAGCAGGUGAAGGUGAAGGCCAAGAUCGGAUCAGUAAUGGCAAGCUGCACUGUCCUAUUCAAAAUUAUUCUGGUCCUUCUUAGUCUCUCAGAUUCAGCUGUUCAUGUCCUCAGCCUGAGCUUCGGGAUCAACUAUGGACAAAUAGCCAACAACCUACCAUCUCCCUCAAGAGUCUCCGUCCUCCUCCAAACUCUAAACGUCAGCAGAGUGAAACUCUACGACGCCGACCCGAACGUCCUCCAAGCAUUCUCAAACUCACAAGUUGAUUUCAUCAUAGGACUCGGCAACGAAAAUUUGCAGAACAUGAAGGAUCCUCUCAAGGCCCAAGCUUGGAUCCAGCAGCACGUCCAGCCUCAUCUUCCCCAGACAAAAAUCACCUGCAUCACCGUGGGAAACGAAAUCCUCGGCGGAAACGACACUCAGCUCAUGUCGAAUCUCCUCCCUGCAAUGCAAUCUGUCCAUGGAGCUCUUGUUGAUCUUGGGCUCUCCAAGCAAGUUACUGUCACAACAGCACAUUCUCUUACGAUUUUGGGGAACUCCUACCCUCCUUCAUCUGGGAGUUUUAGGCAAGAUCUUGCUCAGUAUAUCCAGCCAAUUCUCAGUUUCCAUGCACAAGUUAAUUCUCCUUUUCUCAUAAACGCAUAUCCAUAUUUUGCUUACAAGGACAACCCUGGAGAAGUUCCAUUAGAGUACGUGCUUUUUCAGCCUAAUUCUGGCAUGGUUGAUUCAGUUACCAAUCUGCACUAUGACAACAUGUUGGAUGCUCAGAUUGAUGCUGUUUAUGCUGCCAUCAAGGCAAUGGGGCAUACCGAUGUCGAAGUGCGAAUCUCCGAGACGGGUUGGCCUUCGAAGGGGGAUCCGAAUGAGGCCGGAGCCACGCCGGAGAAUGCAGGGUUGUACAAUGGGAAUUUGAUGAGGAAACUUGAAGAGAGGAAAGGAACUCCGGCUAAGCCUUCUGUUCCAAUAGACAUUUAUGUUUUUGCACUUUUUAAUGAGGAUUUGAAGCCUGGCCCUGCAUCAGAGAGGAAUUAUGGGCUCUAUUAUCCUGAUGGCACCCCAGUUUAUGAUAUUGGCUUCAAGGGUUAUCUCCCUCAGCUAAUCUUUACUGCCGACUCAAAUAAAAAUAAUGUCCUGUCCAUCUUCAACUUUCUGAUCUUUCUUACUCUCCAACAUAUGCAUGAAGAAUUCCUCAAGAUUUUUCCAGGGCAAAAGGAGUUCUACAGUCUGACAGCUGAGUAA